This is a messenger RNA of Dacryopinax primogenitus, 1044 nucleotides long. Its product is annotated as MAP kinase. NCBI's taxonomy places the organism in Eukaryota, Fungi, Basidiomycota, Dacrymycetes, Dacrymycetales, Dacrymycetaceae. The record is from RefSeq and is a predicted model, not a curated record. Gene Ontology annotation, biological process: MAPK cascade; protein phosphorylation; cellular hyperosmotic response. The coding region runs from base 1 to 1044 and encodes 347 amino acids. Gene Ontology annotation, molecular function: ATP binding; MAP kinase kinase activity. The transcript has 5 exons.
AUGAUUUAUAUCUCACCAGAUGUGCUCAGUGAUCCCUCAGGACGGCUCAACUUCCGAGGAAAGGCAGUGCUCCACUCGAAAGGUGUCGACUUCAGCACCGGAACCAGCUUCUCGAUCAAUAUGUCGGAGUUGGAACUUGCAGAAGAGCUCGGACGUGGAAAUUAUGGUACUGUCAAGAAGGUAUUACAUAGACCGACUAAUACUGUGAUGGCUAUGAAGGAAAUACGACUGGAACUGGACGAGGGGAAACUGAAUGCUAUCAUAAUGGAACUCGACAUUCUCCACCGUGCAAUCACACCAGAGAUCGUCGAGUUCUAUGGCGCUUUCUUCAUUGAAUCCUGUGUUUACUAUUGCAUGGAGUACAUGGAUGCCGGAUCACUAGAUCGUUUAUGUGGUGCCGGAGUGCCCGAUCCAGUGCUUGCUCGAAUAACACACGCAAUGGUGCGCGGUCUGCGGUUCUUAAAGGACGAGUUACAAAUCAUACAUCGAGACGUGAAACCGACAAAUGUAUUGAUGAACCGGAAGGGCGAGGUCAAGCUGUGCGACUUCGGCGUUUCUGGUCAAUUGGAGAAGUCAUUAGCGAAGACGAACAUUGGCUGUCAAUCAUAUAUGGCUCCGGAGCGGAUCCAAGGCGAAUCACAGAACAAUCUAGGCACAUAUACCGUGGCCUCCGACGUGUGGUCACUCGGCCUCACAAUGAUCGAGAUGGCGAUGGGCAAAUAUCCUUAUCCACCAGAAACAUACGCGAACGUGUUUGCCCAGUUAAGCGCGAUCGUUCAUGGACCAGCUCCUGAAUUGCCUCCUGGCUAUUCGGAAGAAGCUGAGGCUUUUGUUGCCAUGUGCUUGCGGAAGGAUGCCGCACAGCGACCCACGUAUUCCGAGCUGCUGGAGCAGCCAUUCUUGGUUAAUGAUAGAACCCUUGAGGUGGACAUGGUUGGCUGGGUUGCCAAGGCUAUCGAAUACAAGAAUGCCCAUCGAGUGGCUUCGUCCUCGGGGCCUGAUGGUCCGCCACCAUCUGCCCCAGCACCAGCACCUGAGGACUGA